Molecule: messenger RNA, 1086 nt
Organism: Miscanthus lutarioriparius
Lineage: Eukaryota; Viridiplantae; Streptophyta; Magnoliopsida; Poales; Poaceae
Source: the annotation of a GenBank genome assembly
AUGUCAAUCUGGACAAGGUUCCAUUCCACUGGUCCUGCCAUACUUACUACCGCGUGGAUCGAUGGUCUGUGCAAACGAGGCUAUGUCAAGCAGGCGUUCCAUGUGCUGGAGGAGAUGGUUGCGAAAGGGUUGAAGCCGAAUGUGUACAUGCAUACGUCGCUCAUCGAUGGGCUGUGUAAGAUUGGGUGGAUGGAGCGGGCAUUCCGGCUGUUCUUGAAGCUUGUUAAGAGUAGCUCGUACAAGCCGAACGUGCAAACGUACACUGUGAUGAUUGGUGGGUACUGCAAAGAGGGGAAGAUUGCUCGAGCUGAGAUGCUGUUGGGUAGGAUGGUUGAGCAGGGACUCGCCCCGAACACAAACACAUACACUACACUGAUCGAUGGGCACUGCAGAGGGGGCAGCUUCGAUCGUGCCUUUGAGCUGAUGAACAAGAUGAAGCUGGAAGGUUUCCUGCCCAACAUUUACACAUAUAAUGCCAUUAUUGGGGGAUUUUGCAAGAAGGGAAAGAUUCAAAAGGCUUACAAGGGCCACAUAGCUUAUGCUCUGGAUUUGUUCAACCAGAUGGCAGAGAACAGUUGCCAUCCUGAUAUAGACACAUAUACCACCAUCAUUGCUAUGUAUUGUCAGCAGAGGCAAAUGGAACAAAGUCAGCAGCUCUUUGACAAAUGUCUUUCCGUAGGAUUAGUGCCAACUAAGCAAACUUAUACCUCGAUGAUUGCAGGAUACUGUAGAGUUGGCAAAUCGACCUCAGCUCUCAAGGUCUUUGAGAGGAUGGUUCAACAUGGAUGCCUUCCUGACUCUAUAACUUAUGGGGCACUAAUAAGUGGGUUAUGCAAGGAAUCAAGACUAGAGGAAGCAAGGGCAUUAUUUGAGACCGUGCUUGAUAAGCAUUUGGUGCCAUGCGAUGUAACUUGUGUCACUUUAGCUUAUGAAUACUGCAAGAGGGAUAAGACAACCAUUGCUGUAUCAUUCUUGAGAAUUCCCGCCGAGGGCAACCUCACUGUCGAAUCUGAGUUCAGCAUUUUGGCAAACAUACUCAUUUCCCCUCCACCUUCUGUGGGCACUGACCACCCUGAGCUUACCUAA